This is a messenger RNA of Hypoxylon fragiforme, 2345 nucleotides long. Its product is annotated as guanine-N(7)-methyltransferase. Gene Ontology annotation, cellular component: nucleus. Gene Ontology annotation, biological process: 7-methylguanosine mRNA capping. Gene Ontology annotation, molecular function: mRNA 5'-cap (guanine-N7-)-methyltransferase activity. The record is from RefSeq and is a predicted model, not a curated record. NCBI's taxonomy places the organism in Eukaryota, Fungi, Ascomycota, Sordariomycetes, Xylariales, Hypoxylaceae. The coding region runs from base 237 to 1757 and encodes 506 amino acids. The transcript has a single exon.
CCACAACCAGUACUAGUAGUAUGUAUGUAACUUGACACUUUCAUUCUUGGACUUUACAAUCUCGAAACUUUUCUUUAUACCAAAUCAAAUUAUAUCAAAUCAAAACAAGCCAACACAAAUCUUCCAAAGAGCAGCAGCUUAGGUCUACCUCAUUGAAAUCAAUCACCUACAUCUAAAUGAAUCGGCGCCAUAUCUAAAACAUACGAUAAACCUCUAAAUCCUCUCCGCCAUCCACAAUGACAGGAGACGACCCUACCGAAGAGCUACCUCAGCCCUUUGACGCGAAGCGACUUGAACCUGCCAAGAAACGCAGGAACUCGCAGUCGCCGGCCAGAAAUCCCAACAAACGUCGAGAAGAUAAAUCAAACUUACCUGCCAUCGACGAACUACCCCAGCCAUUCGACGCAAAAAAACUCGAACCCGCAAAGAAGCGUCAGCGUUCCAAAUCGCCAUCCUCCGAGGCACCUCGAAGACUCAAACGACCUGGUCGCGGCGCUCGAUUUUCCCAAGCUGAAUCAUCCUCCAUCCGUCAACGUCACGAACAGCGUGAACGCGAGGCCGCUGCUGCCCAAGUUACUCUAGAACAAAGAGGUAUCAACGAUGUUGUACGCCAACACUAUAACUCUGUGCCCGAAAGAGGUAGAGAUUGGCGAAAGACAGACAGCCGCAUUAGAGGUUUGAGGUCAUUCAACAAUUGGGUCAAGAGCACUCUGAUACAGAAAUUCUCUCCCGAUGAAGACCACACCCCAGGUGCGCACGAGCAUGGGCGCGACAUGGCCGGAGCCAGGGAUUACGAGUUACUAGUCCUUGACAUUGGAUGCGGAAAGGGUGGUGACUUGGGCAAAUGGCAGCAGGCGCCACAGAGAGUAGAGUUGUACGUUGGCUUAGAUCCAGCCGAUGUCUCCAUCGAGCAGGCAAGAGAGCGAUACCGUAGCAUGAGCCAUCGCGGCGGUGGCCGAGGCGGUAGAGGCGGCUAUAGGGGUGGUCGCAACCAGCAUCAAUUUGAUGCGCGCUUCUUCGUCAAAGACUGUUACGCAGAAUCCAUUGGCGACAUCGACAUCAUUCGGCAAGUCGGGUUCGACCCUUCGCCCAUGGGAAGAGGCGGGUUUGACAUCGUGAGCAUGAUGUUUUGUAUGCACUACGCCUUCGAGAGCGAAGAAAAAGCACGAAUGAUGCUGCAAAACGUAUCUAGCUCACUGAAGAAGGGCGGCCGCUUCAUUGGCUGCAUCCCCAACUCUGAUGUAAUCGGUGAGAGGGUUGUCAAGUUCAACGAUUGGCUCGCCAACAAAAAGAAGGGGGAGUCGGCCAAACCCGAAAAAAAGGAGGUACCUGCCGAGCCUAAGGAAGAGGGGGAGGAGGACGAAGAAGAAGAAGAAGAGGGAGAGGCUGAAGAAACGGCCGAGUGGGGCAACGAUCUGUAUCGAGUCCGCUUCCCCGGCAAGACCCCAGCAGACGGCAUCUUCCGUCCACCUUUCGGUUGGAAGUACAGCUUCUUUCUUGAUGAGGCGGUUGAAGAAGUGCCAGAAUACGUGGUACCGUGGCCCGCAUUUCGUGCCAUUGCCGAGGACUACAACCUCGAACUACAAUACCACCAGAAGUUUGACGAAAUCUGGGAGGCCGAAAAGGACGACCCCAUACUGGGCCCCCUAAGCGAGCGCAUGGGCGUCCGAGAGAGGGGGCGGGGCCAGCUAUUAGUUACACCAGAGGAGAUGGAGGUCGCAAGCUUCUAUUUGGCCUUCUGCUUCUAUAAGGUAUAGGGGCUAUUUAGUUGUGUAUGGCGAGGGUGGGGUUUGUGUAGCCGGAGUGUGGUUGGCUAAUGUCACAGCCCGGUGUAUUUGCGAAGAGCCCAAGGCGAGCUUUGGGGAGUUACAGCAGGACUUGGUAUGUAGAGCCACGAGGUCCUAUGUGUAAGGAUUCUCUAAGGUUGGUGGGUAGCAUGCCUAUCCAUUAUACAUCGCCCCCAAUCCCAGAUCAGCCAUACAACUACAUACACCAAAGCAGACCUAUGCGAGCGUAUGAGAUAGCAACAUGGCGUGUCGAAAAGGCCUCUGCAGCCUAGCCAAGACGCCGCUUAAGAAUAAUACAGAUAUUCAAGAGUGUUCGUAGAAGGUCAUCACCCAGUCGAAUAUCAUCAAUGCGAUUAGUCAUCGGUCGCUGUAAAUUUUUUGCGUAUAAAAAUGUGCUAGCUGAAGAGUGAAUCAUGGGUAAAGAUGUACGUUGGUGAGAGGCCCAGCUAAUGUUACAAUGGAAGUUAGAUAGAGAGAUAUCUGGGGAGUCUGCACCAACACAAUGAGUCAGCAUGUGCGAUUUUGCAACCGCUUAAGAUGUACCUAGGUAGAAAUGGC